AUGACAACUGACGAGGCUAAGUUUCCUACAGGUUCUGCUGUUGAAUGGAAACUCCUGGAGAAGGAUGUUGAGUUUAUAGAAGGUGGCGUGUCUGGAUUUGCUUUUAACGAGUCGUUACAGCCGUGCGAAUCGUUAGAGAAGAAAGCUACCAGUAAACUUCAAACUGUCCCCAUUUUGGAUUGGGAGUUAAGGUUUGGUGAUUUUAGUUCUUCAAAAGGGUUCAAACAAGUUUCCGUUUCGUUGAAAUUUGAGCGUAAUGAGGAAGACGAUAAGACAUGGAUCCAUUUUUAUCACGAUUCUUGGUUUUUAGGGAAAUGGAAUUGUACUGAAUGGAGCCCCCAGUUCAAGCAAGUGAUAGAAUGUUGUGAAGUGAAAGCGAAGGAAGUAGAGACAUGGCAUGAGCUUGUUCGGGCUGCUGAAGAACAAGAGAAACAGGAAUCACUUGCGAAGAAAAGUAGGAAGAAGAGAAGAAAAGUGACCCCUCGUGAUCCAACCUCCUACCGUUACAAAGAUCUCAAAUUACAUCCGCUAGUAAUGUUAAUUGAUUCAUCUGGUAACUGGAUGGUUAAAAUUCAAUUUUCUCUAUUCUGCACUAUCAACGAUGCUAAUUCUUUUGGCAUGGAAACGAAUAAGUUAUUGGGUGAUCUCUUUCUUGAGAAAGAUCCGCAGUACAUUUGCAAUGGUGGAGAGUUUGCACCAGGCCGAGCUAAGGAACCUUUUGAUUCCUUAGUGGUUAGUUACUCAAAGAAGGCGUUGCGGAAAGAUGUUGUUAUUGCGGUGCCAAAAGCUCUUGACGUGACAUUGAUGCCAUUUCAAAUGGAAUCGAUAGAUUGGAUGCUAAGGAAAGAGGGGUUUUACGAUGAACCCUUAGAAAGAAUCACAACAAGAGAACAACUCAUGUUUUUCUUAAAUGAGCAUAUCUCGUAUGGCUAUGAAUAUAUGCCCAUUAAUGAUAGUUUUUGGAAUAAGCUUACUGGUUACAUUCUGCCAAUGGAGGAGGCAUGGAAAAUAUAUGAGGAAUGGUUCUCUGACCCUUCCAGUGGGAAAAAGGCUAGAGGUGUACUUGCUGAUGAGAUGGGUCUAGGGAAAACUAUCGAAAUUCUGACUUUGAUCUCUACUAAUGUACGGAAUCUAUCAAAUGAGUCAAGCAGUUUCGUUUCUCCAAUAAAUGAAAAAGAGGUUAGAAGAGUUAAAACGAACCUAAUUGUCUGUCCAGAAAGUAUCUUGCAACAAUGGAUUGACGAAAUUGAUCUGCAUAUCAACAAAAAAGUGUCGGACUUCAAAGUGUUUCAUUAUGAGGGCUUCGAAAAGACAAGAAAUAAAUUCAACACUGAUUCACCGGCAGAAAUAGUAGAAUUGAUGUCUCAAUACGAUGUUGUGAUAUGUUCAUACUAUACGAUGUCUGCAGAAGUUCACUAUGCUGAGUUUAGCAAAAUACAAAGACCUAGUAGAGACUCUACUAGACGAUACGAUUACACUUCUCCAUUAUCUAUUAUGGAAUUCCAUAGGGUCAUUUUGGAUGAGGCACAGCUACUUGGAGGCGGUAUGACCAAUGCCUCACGCUGUACAAGUCUAAUCCACAGGGUUCAUACUUGGGGGGUGUCAGGUACCCCUGUGGAGUGGUAUUUCCAUAUUCGUGAUAUUUUUGUUUACCUACAGAUCCAUCCAUUCCAGGUUUUAGACCAGAAUGUGGUUAACGCUGUCUGCACUUCCAAUGCCUUUCAUCGUGCCAACUAUGCAGAAAAUCCUGAAAACUACACUCACCUCGGCCAUGUAAUUCCUGAUGAAAAUUGGAAUGGUGUCCGAGGAUGUAAGUUUGAACCUGAAGAGAUUAUGGAUAUCUUUCCUAAGUUCAACCUAGCUAUAAGACAUCGAAAGAAAGAUGUCCAAGAUCAAAUCAAGAUUCCUCCGCAAAUUAAUUACAUGGUUCCCGUUGAAUUCAACCCUAUUGAACAAGACAAUUAUGCACAUAUGUGGAAUUCAUUUUUGGCAGAUUCAGGAUACGAUCCUAGAGGAAACGGAGCAGUAAAUAUUGAUCGGAUGGAACUUUCUAGAUGGCUCAAUAGGCUUAGGAUGAUUUGCUGUCACGCAUCACUACUAAAGGAUGACAUUUCUGAUUUUAAUUAUCAUCCAUGGAGAGAAAAUGAUGAGCUCAAGGACAUGGAUGCAAUCUUAGCUACGAUGAAGGAUGAAGUACUGGAUAGAAUCCACACCUUACAAAGGGAAAACUACUCUUUGCAACUUGAAUCCGGCCAGGUGAAGAUGGAAAUUGAUGAGGAUUUUGAAGAUGCUGCCAAUAUUUUCCAGAAGAACAUCAAGGAUAUAACUGAUGAUUUAAAGAAUGUUUAUGGCAUACAUGAUUUCUUGAAACUUAAUAAUGAAAACUCUUCCAUGAGCUCUGUAAAGGACGCGAAUAAUAUUCGUCUAUUGUUACAAUCCUUACACCAAGCAUAUUUCUUUUUGGCAACGUCAUAUUAUCAACUUGGCUCUAAGAAGUUGGAAGACAUAGAUGCUGAAAAUGAAGCUGAAGUUAACAAGGUGAGCUCGCCCAAAAAGAACAAUAAUACAAAUAACAACAAGAACAAGAACAAGAAAAAUCCAGCCAAAGAAAAUGACCCAAAACAGUAUAGUGAUAUAUUCACAGUGGACCAGCUGGCUACAAUUAACAAGUUCCAAGAGCUGGAAAAAGAGAACUAUGAAAUUGCUGAAAAACUAAGAAGGGAAAUGUUGCACGAACGAAUCUUUGAUGUUGACGCUGAGAUUAACAAGGUCCGUGAUUGGUUAAUGAACAAAAAGGUGGUCCGCAAAAUGCUUCUUGAUUCUAUUGUAUCAAACAAAAGCAAUUUUGGUAAUGUUCUUGGUGAAACCUUAGGAUUCCGAAAAAUAUCAACACUUUUCCACAUCUUGAAUCAGCAAAGCAAACAGUUUAACAGACUGAUAAAGGAUUUAGAAGUGAUGUCAUAUAACACUAUCGUAAAGGAUUACGAAAAUGUUGAAGAUGCUGAAAAGUCGAAGGAGUAUGAGAAAUCCGUCGACGAACAAGAUAAGGUGUUUUCUCUGCUAGAUGUAUUAGAGAGACUCUUGAAGAAUCGUGACGAUGCAGUUGCCAGUGAAACUUCACUAGAACCCUUUAAGCCAGAAGUUGCGAUUGCAGAAGUUGAUUCCAAGUUUCAUGAAGAGUUAUUGAAGAGCAUAGUAUUUUGCGAUGGCUCGUCGUUAAAAAUGUUAUUAAAUGAAGCAGAAAACGACAAGCCUAUGAAAAAUUAUCUAUCUUCGAGUAAGCUUGCUCAUCACAACAUACAAGAGUUCAUCAAUUGUUAUGAAAUGGAGAUCACCAGAGUGAUGAGAGAAAACCAAGAAUUACGGAACAUUUUGAAAAAGUUUAAUGAUAUCUAUAAUGCCAAGACCAAUUAUUACAGUUAUUUGCAAAGAAUUUCUGACUCCUUGGUGCCUCUAUCGGAACUAAAUGCUACUACGAGAAAUAAUAUCAUCAAGAAAGUGACUAGGGGCCACGAUUAUGACGACAAUUGCAAAGUAAUAAACAAUUUAGAAUCCAGGGUAAGAUAUUUGGACACUUUAGGUCAGUUGAAGACUGCUAUCGCCAACGGUGAAAAUAUCUCUUGUGCAGUUUGUUAUUCCGACAUUUACACUGGUUCUAUCUUGAAAUGUGGACAUUUCUUCUGUAAGGACUGUGUUACUCACUGGUUUAAAAAGAACACUUCAUGUCCAAUGUGCAAAAACAGAAUGUCAAGUUCCGAAGUGUAUCACUUCAAGUUCCGUGAAGAAGAAUUGAAGGAAGAAGAUGAUACUGAUAACCCAGAGCAAGUGACGAAGGACGACGAUCAAACUAAUUCCAGCAGUGAUGGGAACGACACCACACAUGAGGAGGAUACCGAGGCUGUAAUUACUAGGAAAUAUACUAAAUUCCCACGUUUAACAGAAGUUGAUAAGGUAAUGUUGGAUAACACAUGGGGUGCCAAGGUAGACCAAGUGAUGAAAUUGAUAUUGUAUAUAAAACAGCAACAUUUGGAGAAAGAACCGCAUAAGAAGAACCCUCAAAUCGUGAUUUUUUCCUCGCACUCUGCAUUUUUGAGUAUUCUCUCCACACUAUUGACCGCUCAUAACGUGACUCACGCAAGGCCACUGAGAAACACCAAAUUUGCUAAAGCUGUUGAUACCUUCAGAAAAGACCCCAACUGCACAUGUUUGCUAUUGAAUGUACACAGUCAGUCCACAGGAUUAACGUUGGUGAAUGCAAGACAUUUGAUUCUUUUGGAACCAAUAAUGGAUUCAUCGACAGAAGCUCAAGCUAUUUCCCGUAUCCAUCGUAUUGGUCAAAAAGACGUUACUUACGUAUGGAAUUUCAUGGUAAGAAAUACUGUCGAAGAGAGUAUAAUGAAGUACAAAGCCGUACUUGAGGGGAAGAAGAAGAAAAAGACGGAAGAGUUACGCGCAUCGGGAUCCAAGAUAUCUGUAGAAGAAGCAGAACAGGAAAUAGAGAGGAACUUCUCAAUGGAUAAUAUAACUGAAGACGAUUCUGAAGGAAAGACUCAUCUCUGGCAUUGUUUAUUCGAAAAUUGUAUAUAA
Molecule: messenger RNA, 4587 nt
Organism: Kluyveromyces lactis
Lineage: Eukaryota; Fungi; Ascomycota; Saccharomycetes; Saccharomycetales; Saccharomycetaceae
Gene: IRC20
Product: E3 ubiquitin-protein ligase IRC20
Exons: 1
Coding region: 1-4587 (1528 amino acids)
Biological process (GO): DNA damage response; protein polyubiquitination
Cellular component (GO): nucleus
Molecular function (GO): ATP-dependent chromatin remodeler activity; ubiquitin protein ligase activity; ATP binding
Source: RefSeq, a predicted model, not a curated record